CUGUUCCAGGAUCAGACUCAAACACGGCAGUGGUGGUAUGGCAGCCAGGAAACAGACAGCCAUCUUAUAAUCUGCAGCCUGUCUGUUAUAUUUGCAACUUAAACGGCCUUAUUCCAUCUUUUAAUAAUGGGUCAGUGUGGGAUUACAUCGUCUAAGACCGUCUUGGUGUUCCUGAACCUGAUAUUUUGGGCCGCCGCUGGCAUCCUGUGCUAUGUUGGAGCCUACGUGUUCAUCACGUAUGAUGACUAUGACCAUUUCUUUGAGGAUGUGUACACACUGAUCCCAGCCGUUGUCAUUAUCGCAGUCGGAGCGCUGUUGUUCAUUAUCGGACUCAUUGGAUGCUGCGCCACUAUUCGAGAGAGCCGCUGCGGUCUUGCCACGUUUGUCAUCAUUCUUAUGCUGGUUUUUGUGACUGAGGUGGUUGUGGUGGUUCUUGGCUAUAUUUACAGAGCAAAGGUUGAAGAUGAGGUCAAUCAUUCCAUCCAGAAAGUUUAUGAUGAAUACAAUGGCACCAACACGGAUGCUCCCAGCCGCGCUAUUGACUAUGUGCAGAGGCAGCUCCAUUGCUGCGGCAUCACCAACUACUUGGACUGGAAGAACACAAGCUGGUUUAAGGAGUCGAGAAACAACAGCGUCCCACUGAGCUGCUGUAAACCCAACGUGAGCAACUGCACCGGCUCCCUCUCCCGUCCCGGAGACCUCUACCCUGAGGGGUGUGAAGCCCUGGUUGUGAAGAAGCUGAAAGAGAUCAUGAUGUACGUCAUCUGGGCCGCUCUGACGUUUGCUGCAAUCCAGAUGCUGGGAAUGCUGUGCGCUUGUGUGGUGCUGUGUCGCAGAAGCCGAGACCCGGCCUAUGAGCUCCUCAUCACUGGAGGGACGUAUGCAUGAAAAAACCUAGCAGACAGACUCUCUCUUUUCAUUCACACACACACACACACACACACACACACACACACACACACACACACACACACACACACACACACACACACACACACACUGGGCUCAGGGUUCUGUCGGUGUGAGGUGGCACACUGGAUAUGCCCUUAUUUAUCUCUCUUUCUACACACCUCACACAGGGUUUGCUCACACAAUGCACUGGUGAUGGGUGAAGCGAAGCGCGUAAUAUUUAUUUAUACAGUAUAUGUCACCGAAAAAUGACUGCGUUUUAAUUUAAACCUUUGUUUUUCUCUCAAAGGCGUUGGGCCAGACUGCAAAAUGGCAAACAGCCAGUUUUUAAUCCCGUUGAGAAGACUUUAACACAUGUAUCGAUAACAUUUUCUCUUCCUUGUCUCUAUUAUAUGGAGUGGAAGAUUCUGUUAUUGUAUGGAAUAAUAUGUGGAAUGUAUGCUUUCCUCAUUUGUUAGUUUGCACUAUGUGUAUGGUUUAGUUCUAUAUUACAAAUACCAAGAUGGUAAAUGGCUGGGAUGGGGAAAUGAGGAUCAACUCGUGGUACCGCUGUCUCAGAUGAAUAUCACCCAGCACCAGUCCGCUGCUCAGGGACAGUGGCAGUGUGAGAGACAGAUCUGGAUUGACCACACAAGAUCACUUGGCAUUGUGGGUCCAAUCGUACAGCUAAAGUGAACUAUAUGUUCAAAAUGAGGUUCACACCGGUUUACAUGUAAAGUGUAAAGAGGUUUGGGGGACGCUCUACAUGCACUACCUAAAAGUUACCGAACUCUUAUAUUCUUUUCCUCCUUUUUCCAUUGCUUACAGUGUGAACAUUACUAGUCUAGUAAUAUAUAGUUUAAAGUUAGUUUGGAUAACAUGUAGGUAUGUAGAACAGGGUCAACAAUGUAUUAGUUUAAAUGAAUGUACAUAGGGAGGAAAAAUGGUGAAAUAAGCUUGUGAUUUCGAUCUUAAAAUAAAUGUUUCAUAAGUUGA
Messenger RNA from Megalobrama amblycephala (Wuchang bream), 1884 nucleotides. RefSeq names its product tetraspanin 3a (gene tspan3a). NCBI's taxonomy places the organism in Eukaryota, Metazoa, Chordata, Actinopteri, Cypriniformes, Xenocyprididae. Gene Ontology annotation, cellular component: membrane. The record is from RefSeq and is a predicted model, not a curated record. The transcript is spliced from 7 exons. The coding region runs from base 127 to 888 and encodes 253 amino acids. Gene Ontology annotation, biological process: regulation of vascular endothelial growth factor signaling pathway; protein localization to plasma membrane; protein maturation.